UAUUGAGUGAGGUGUUAGCGGUGGGGAUUGGAUUGUUGCAAGAUUUACCAGUGAGGGUCGAUGCAUCACUCGCUCAAUCAAGAAAGAAACAUCACGACACCAUUUCGCACGAUUUCUUGGAGGGAGGAAAGAAGCAUAUGCACAAGGGGACAUCAUUGCAUUGCAUGGUAUGGGAAGAUACCACGACACACGAACAAACUUCCCUAGCAAACUUGUUUGGGCUGCUGUCAGCAUUACCAUCAACGCGCGAACAAUCCGUGUCGCGUAUGAUUGCGGAUCGGCUGGGCUGGGCUGGGAUGGGAUUAGCAAAUACCAGGCGUUUCAGGGGUGCUAGAUGCGGUGUCGGAAGGCACGGGUACGAUCAAACGAGCUUAUACUAUCUGGAUCUCACAUCACACAGCACUGGAGCUUUUGGAGCCCGGAGUGAGCUGGUAGGAAGGAACUUUUUUUUUUUGGAUAUCUUGGGAACCUUUGCAUUUCUCGGAGUCUUGAUACUUUGGAAGUGGCUGAGGUCUUCAUACGUACAGUCUUUUGAAUUACGUAGUGAUAAUUGGGUUAGGAGGAGAAAGGCGGGCUGGGCGCCGCUAUGUUUGCUGUUUGGCACGCUUGAAACGCUGCGUAUGUUGUAGAGAGGCAGAAUUAGUCCGCGUUAUGACGGGCUCUGUGCAACGGGGUUGAUGAUGGAAGCUGGAUGGAGGAGGCUGUAGUGAAUACCAUUCACCCAACAUGUUCUCUACCCUAAGCAAUCAGAAGAUGACAUAAUGGCGCACCACAUUGUAGUUGUAUAGGAUGUCAUGGCAAGUUAAAUUCACUCAAAAAGUAGGUGGAGUGAGUCUUGCAAGAGUAAAAGCUAGUGACGAACCCACUUCUGUGGAGGCAGGACG
Molecule: messenger RNA, 884 nt
Organism: Lindgomyces ingoldianus
Lineage: Eukaryota; Fungi; Ascomycota; Dothideomycetes; Pleosporales; Lindgomycetaceae
Exons: 1
Coding region: 138-629 (163 amino acids)
Source: RefSeq, a predicted model, not a curated record